CCCCCUUCCCUGACACUUUUAAAGAGUACUGCCAGUUAUCCUGGUAGAAUGUCUCUCAACUUGGGUUCAUUUGGUAUUUUCUUUGAUUAAACUGAGGUCGUCCAUUUUGGACAGGAAUUCCACGGAGGUGCCACUGAGAAUGUCCUUCUCUGCAUCCCGUUGGCGGCUCCAUAGUGUCACUGUCUCAUUUUUAGCGACGUUGACUUGAUCACUAGGCUAAAGAUGGUGUCACCACUGUAAAAUUACUACUUUCCCUUUGUAACUAAUAUAUAUCUUGGGGGGGGGAAUACUUUGAGACAACGCAAAUAUCCUGUUUCUCACCAUACGUUUCUCCCACCAGUUUUUAGCAGCGAUCCACGGAUCUUGGCUGUAACAAUCAUGAGGUGUUUGCUCAACAGUGAUCUGUCAUUUCCCUCAUUCUGCCUACAGGUAUUAAUCUGAAUAUUAGUGGUGAUCUUUUAUUUCUUUCACUCCUUUUACAUGUACGAACUGGAGGAGCUGAAGGGUCAAUCACUUGCCUAGUGAGGGACGAAUGGACCCUAAACCAAGGAACCUGUUCCAAUUUCACGCACCCCAGGACUCUAGCUGUACUUCCAAGCCCCGCCCCAAGAUGGCGGCCCGGGCCGGGGGGCGGGGCGCUCCUGAUCACGUGCUCGUGUCGACGCCGACGUGGCCUCCGGCCGACGCCCCACUUGUCCCUCGCCGCGCUCCGUCCGUCGUCUCUGCCCAGCGAACCUGAUCUCAAGAUGGCGGCGCCCAGCAGAAGAAGGAAUGGCGGCGGCGGCGCCGUGAGCUUGUGGGCCGCGCUGCUCCUGGUGGCCGUGGCGCUGAGGCCGGCACGGGCCGUGUCUGAGCCCACGACGGUGGCCUUUGACGUGCGGCCCGGCGGCGUGGUGCACUCCUUCUCCCAGAACGUGGGCCCUGGGGACAAAUAUACCUGUGUGUUCACCUACGCGUCUCAAGGAGGGACCAAUGAGAAGUGGCAGAUGAGUCUGGGUACCAGCGAAGACCACCAGCACUUCACCUGCACCAUCUGGAGGCCCCAGGGCAAGUCCUACCUGUACUUUACGCAGUUCAAGGUGGAGGUGCGGGGUGCUGAGAUCGAGUACGGCAUGGCCUACUCGAAAGCUGCUUUUGAAAGAGAGAGCGAUGUGCCCCUGAAAAACGAGGAAUUUGAAGUGACCAGAACAGCAGUGUCCCACAGGCCCGGGGCCUUCAAGGCUGAGCUGUCCAAGCUGGUGAUCGUGGCCAAGGCGACACGCAGUGAGCUGUGACCGGGAGCCCCUUUGAGGGCAGCUUUUCCUCAUCUCCGCUGAAGGAGCUGGGCCCCAUGAGGGCCCAGUACUUGUUUUCGGGGGGGGUGGGGGCUGUUAAUUUUCUACCCAGGCUGAUGUUGCCCCGUUCAGAGGGCUUCGCAGGGCAGCUGAGGCCCCCAGGGCAGAGUCCGGAGGGCCAGGACUCUCCUGGCUCCCACCUUCCCCUCAGAGUGUGGCUCUGAGACCCACUGCUCUUCUUAUUGGAAGAGGCAUCAGGGCACCAGGCGGGGCUCACGGGGGUCGCAGCUUCUCUGAAGCCAGCAGCGUCUCCCCUGGAUCAGGCCAGGCUCCGGGAUGCUCCUGGGGAGAGACGCCCCGCCGCUCUGACCCUCAGCCGGCUGUUUCCUUGUCAUCCCCCAGGGACCAACUUUCAGACUCACUGGGCAGAAGUGAAGUGUUCUUUCAUAUUUAAAUAAAUAAGACAGUUAAAAAGUAACCACACAGUCUUGGCAUCUGGCGCUGGUGUCCACCUGGCUGGGCACGUGGGGCUGGGGGCCCCUACUUCCCUUCGCUGCUGGAGACGGGUAAGCCGCGUCACCCUGCGCACAGGGCCUUUUCUGCAGGCGCAGACGUGCCGCUCCCGAGGCGGCUGGACCCCACCGAGCCCGUGGGGCCGUGCCCAGCAGAGGGUGAGCGCUCCAGGGCAGACCUGCUCUUCCGCAUCCUGUGGUUGGCUCUGCUUAUUUUUUUUUUUGAGGUUGGAUUGCAGCUCGGUGACUUUAAAAAAGAAACAAAAACCCGCAAGCAAACCAAAAUAAAUAAACGAUAGCCCCAAAGGCCU
This is a messenger RNA of Kogia breviceps (pygmy sperm whale), 2097 nucleotides long. It is a transcript of the gene MYDGF, whose product is annotated as myeloid derived growth factor. Gene Ontology annotation, biological process: positive regulation of angiogenesis; positive regulation of endothelial cell proliferation. Lineage: Eukaryota; Metazoa; Chordata; Mammalia; Artiodactyla; Physeteridae. The record is from RefSeq and is a predicted model, not a curated record.